AUGGACGCCGCCUCUUGGAACCCCCAGGAUCCUGGCUUGACAGCCAACCACGAUGACGAGUUCCAGCAGUUUUUGGAUAUGGGCGGCAUGGGAAACCUCAGCGACACCAUGCCCUUCGACUUUCACGAUUAUCAGUCUGGAAACGCCUCGGGAAUGAUGCACCAGUCCGGGCGUGAGCAGCUCGACACUCAGAUGGGAGGGACCGAUGCCUCCAUGGUCAUGGGGAAUGCCAACUCGGCCAUGCAGGCGCAGCUCAUCAACAUGACGACCGCCGCUGCGCAUCCCGCCAUCCCAACCCAGAUGAUUCCCCCGGCGACGCCCACCGAUGCCAUCACGGAGAUCGACGCCCAGAUCCAGUAUCUGCAGCAGCAGCGGAUGCAGCAACAGCACCGCCAGAUUCAGGAACAGCAAGUUGCCUACUACACGAACCAGACACAUGCUGUGCCACCAACGCCCCAGAGUCUCGAGAUGCCGGCCGCUAGCAACCAGUUCUUCUCGACAGACCAGAGCCAUACGCCCAUGUUCGGCAGCAGGUACCAGCGGAUGAAGGAGCAGCAGGACAUGGCUUUUACUCCACUGGUCUCACCCGCAGUGACCCCGUUGGAUCCCCAUUUCCAGAUGGAAGCCGGCGGGUUCACCAUCCCGGGCGCAUACUUCAGCCCUCUGACGUCCCCAGCACUUCAUGCGCAAAGCGACCAUGGUAUACUGUAUGACAGACGGUCGUCACUGUCGGCUCACAACUCCCCGGCCGAGAUGGAAGUUGAAACGGCCACGCAGCUUCCCGUCGUCGACCUGGCAAAGAAGGCCCGCAAGACCAACGCCUCGAGGGCAAAGGCAAAGAGCAGUGUGCGACAGUCACCCAUUUCGAAGCCCCAGCGCAAGAAGACCACAGCAACACCAAAGAUGGUUUCCCAGGCUCUUCGAGAAGUGAACGAGGACGGCCUGGACCAAAUGUUACCCUCGACCGCCUUGCCGGCCCCCAUGAGCAGCGAGGAAUCGGAAAACGCAUCGGUCUCUCCUGAGAAUCUCUCAGAUAUGCCGCCGCCGCCCCUUCCGCAGCCGAAACAGUCGAGCAAAUCGCCAUUCAUCCAGCCUCAGCCUCAACCCCAACCCCAUCCUGCAAUACCGGCCCACAUCCAAGGAAAACCAUCCCCUGCUACGCCGGCCUCUCUGAUGAGACUGCCUGCUUCCAGCGCGAACAACUCAGCCUCGUCAAAUCCACAGGAUCUAGGAAUGCCAGACAACAUCGAGUCGUUCGAAUUACCCGAGUCGGUCAACUUUUCCUCAAAACCACAGCCCCCGAGACUGGACACGGCGACGCCCACCCAGUCGCCAUCCGAUCCGGGCUCGGCAAGGGCCUCAUCGUCCCAGCCGCUGCCUUCACCAGUUUUUGCCAAACCUGCCGCCGCCGCUUCAGCAAGCGCAAGUCCCAACCUUGGACCCGGCUCAACUGGCCCGACGGCAAGAAAGACGCCCAAGCUCAUGGCUAGAGGCGCCCAGGGUAAGAGAGGCAGCGUCAGCUCGGUGCAUGUUUCGCCUGCGUUACGGCCGAGGAUAUCUCCCAGCAUCAAGCCGCUCUUGCCCGGCACCCCCGGUGGUAUGUCGGCCGAAGACACGGCUUCCCGUCUGUUGGCCUCCAAGUCCAACUAUCAGAAUAUCCUCGAGGGUAAUACAGUACCCGGCGUAACGUAUCCCAGCGAGCUGUCGACCAACCUCACAUCGAAACGCACGUCGCAUAAAAUCGCCGAACAGGGACGCCGCAACCGCAUCAACUCGGCCUUGCAAGAAAUCGCGACAUUGCUGCCGCAGCCACCCAAAGACUCCAAGAGCGAGGCCGAAGAAAGGAAAGAAAGAGAGAGGGAGGCCAAGGCAGGUGGCGCGCCGAACAGCAAGGCCAGCACUGUGGAGCUCGCGAUCGAGUACAUCAAGCAGCUGAAGCAGGAAGUCGCCGACGCCAACAGACGAGCCGAAGAGGCCGAGAAGAAGCUGCAACUGCAGGCAAGCUCGGCGCAGAAGGAGACGGUAGAGAGCUAG
Messenger RNA from Colletotrichum higginsianum IMI 349063, 2034 nucleotides. RefSeq names its product Helix-loop-helix DNA-binding domain-containing protein. The transcript has 2 exons. The coding region runs from base 1 to 2034 and encodes 677 amino acids. The record is from RefSeq and is a predicted model, not a curated record. Lineage: Eukaryota; Fungi; Ascomycota; Sordariomycetes; Glomerellales; Glomerellaceae. Gene Ontology annotation, molecular function: protein dimerization activity.